This is a messenger RNA of Ziziphus jujuba (common jujube), 2868 nucleotides long. RefSeq lists its product as uncharacterized. Lineage: Eukaryota; Viridiplantae; Streptophyta; Magnoliopsida; Rosales; Rhamnaceae. Gene Ontology annotation, cellular component: nucleus; mitochondrial matrix. Gene Ontology annotation, biological process: mitochondrial DNA replication; response to UV; error-prone translesion synthesis. The transcript is spliced from 15 exons. The record is from RefSeq and is a predicted model, not a curated record. Gene Ontology annotation, molecular function: DNA-directed DNA polymerase activity; chromatin binding. Bases 350 to 2287 code for a protein of 645 amino acids.
AUAAAACAGUUAUACUAAAUUAUUACGUUUCUUGUUGCCAGCUACAUCUAGAUGAAAAAAAUCUUAGAUGAGUCCUAAGUAAUUAUUGGUAGAGAAAAUAUAUAGAGAGGAUUCACAGUGAAUAAGCUAACUCAAAUAGCCGAAAACGAACGCCAAAACGUUAUCAAGUGGAUUCAAAGGACCUCAAAAUGAAACCGGUAAAUACGGCCAUACGGGAACGCAACGCUAUUAGUCCCUCUCUAUAUUAGUAACGAAACGGAUAAAAAACGGGUGUUCCAGGCUCCCAUCUGAAACUUCAGUGAAUUUCGGGGAAAAAAUAAAAACUUCAUUCAAUUUAUUAAUUAAGCACAUGCUUUCGUUGUUUGGUCAAGCCGUUGCCAAAGUCUCUUCAAAAUUCAAUUUCCCGCUAGGUCUCCAAAGAGAAGCCCAAAAAAAAAAAAAAAAAAAAUCCGAGAAAACUUGUGGAUCAUCAAAUUUAGUCGCCAUGGACGACGUUGAUCGCUUGUUCGAGUGCUUCAAGUGUGGUAUUUCUCCUCCUCCCUCUGCUGCAAGAGAAAGAAAAAGAAGCAAAAGCGAAGUGAAGCGACGAAGUUCUACACAUGAGGCUUCUGCACAUUCUGAUAUUCUAUCUCCACCACCAACAGGGCUAAAACAGAAAAAACUACCAGACAUGCAGCUGUCUGUUGAGAAAUCAGGUUCAACAACAGGAAAAGCCAACAACUCCAAUUGUGGGACACAGAUUUCGCCAGUUGUAUUCUAUGGGUCUCCUCAUGGUGUGCCUCCAAAACGACCAUCUCGAUUGCUGUUGCGAUUGUUGCAUGAAAUACGUGUUGAUCUCUCUGAACAUGGCAAAUUGAGCAUAAGGGAGGAAGUCUGGGCAACAUUCCCACGGCAGGAUGAAGCAAUGAAUUUUUCCAAAGGGAAUGAGCAACUUCAUGUUUUUAGUUAUCAAGAUCACUUUAAUGGACAAAGAAGGUUUCUUGUCUCAAGUUACAAGGAAUUCUGGAAAAGGUAUAAAAAUAUGGAUUCUAAGUUUCGCCACCAUUAUGAAGUAAUUCAGGAGGGUUUGCCAUGCCACCUUUACUUUGACUUGGAGUUCAGCAAGAGAGAGAAUGCAGCAAGAGAUGGAGAUGAAAUGGUUGACCUUUUGAUAUCAGUCAUUUUUGACGCCUUACUUGAUAAAUACUCUCUUCAAGGAAAUCACGAAUGGAUAUUGGAGCUUGAUUCCUCUACAGAAGUGAAGUUCUCUCGGCAUCUAAUCAUUCGCAUACCGAGAACAGCUUUUAAGGACAACUCACAUGCAGGUGCAUUUGUCAAUGAGAUAUGUUCAAGGAUUUUCAUUGCAAAGAAGGGGGAUGAGAGAUUUGAAAAAUUAUUUAUUAAAAAAGACUCAAGCUCUGCUGAUUCUCCUAGUCAGCUUUUUGUGGAUACUGCAGUCUAUUCCAGAAAUCGUUGCUUUCGUGUAGCUUUAUCAUCAAAGGCAGGGAAGAAUUCUGUGCUUCUGCCUACUGGUCGUUACAAAGCAAAGGGCAUGUGCGAGGAGGAGAUGUUCAUGGCAUCAUUGAUCUGCAAUAUGGAUGCUGACUGUGAGAAACUUCUUGUUUGCAAAGUGGAUCUAGAUUGUGUCAAGACCCUCCAAUUUGAUACAGAGGUAAACCAUAGUUUUGGAAAACAUUACAGUCCCCAAGAAUUCACAUCAAAUGGGUUCACAAGUGCUUCAGCAACAUACUUAAUGGGGAAAUCUCCAUUCCCUGCUUUGGAUGCAUUCAUAGAAUAUGUUGCCUCCAUUGGAAAUGUAGCAGGUAAAAUCCGUUGUUGGUACUGGUUCUCAGAAUACGGAUUGAUGGUCUACAGUAUGUCAAGAAACAGAUACUGUGAGCGAAUUGGUAGACAGCAUAAAAGUAAUAAUGUGAUAUAUGUUGUUGACCUGAGAAGGGCUGUUUAUUAUCAGAAAUGUCAUGAUCCUGAUUGCAGAGGUUAUCGUUCUCCCUUGCGUCCAAUUCCAUUGGAUAGCAUCCCUGAGAUGCAUCAUGGAGGAUCAACAAUUGAUAAUCUGGAAUAUCAAAAUGCCAGCGAAGAUGUUCUGCACUAUGAUGAAAGCAUAACGAAGAGUGUUACCCCAAAUACAUGGUGGCUUGAGGCCACAAGAAUUGCAGAUAAUGUUGAAAAUAAGCAUGAUUCAUUAAAAGUCAGCAAUAUGGAAAACCUUAAUGAUGACGAUGACAAAUGGUGGGUUGCUGCAGAAAGGACUGCAACUGAGGCUGAACUAUCCCACUUGCUCAUAUAAGGGUGAGGUAUGAUUAGAUUCAGGAACUGAGAGUUUGUUACCUAAAUAGCUGCAUUGCCAAGCAUCAUCCUGAUUUGAUUAUGUGCAAGAAGCAACCGGGAACGGCCAUUGGCCCGGCCAUGCGAGAAGUGUGAUGGCAAGUGUGGAAUCUGCGAUGCCUAUGUGCCCUUGCACAUUUGUGCGGGUGUCUGAUGAAGAGCAAAUUUAGGUGGUCUCCUCUCACAAAAAACUGACACCUCGUAUGGAUCCCAUGGAUGGUCCCACAAAGUUUAUUUCAGUGGAUCCCACAUGGUCCUAGGAUCGCCAAAGAGUGUACACAGCAGUAGAAAGACAGGGAUGGAUGUCCUAAAAUUGUUAAUUUAGACCGUGUCAAAGCUGGCUUGUUCUAUGAAGGAAAGAAAUAUGGUUUCAAAAAAAAAGAUGAUAAGCCCCCAAAAAUAACCUCAUGAUUAGUCCUGUGAUCGCUAUCUCUCCAACGUCAUGACUUUGUGUUUUUUGGGCAUUAUCAGCUUUUAGUCUCGUGACAAUGCCAGUAUUUUGCUCUUCCCAAAGUUUUUCUUCCUCUCCUUUUACUAUGUGUA